UGUUGUAGAGAUUGUAUCCAUCUCUGUUAACGAUCUCCACGAUACGAAGGUAUCUACAAGUGUCUCUAGUGCUUUGCAGCCUCAUUCUACAGGCUAGUGUUGAUAAUUAGCUAUUUAUCUGUGAUGGACAAAGACCUCAAGUCGGUGUUUUACAGAGAGCCCCGUAAGCCACUACGGUUGAUAACCAGCUUCCAGCCAUCUACACCAGCAUUUGAGAAACACCUGGGGCGUACGUUCAAGGUAACAGUGGACAGACCUCCUCAUUUGGCCAGGAAAUCGGGAGGGUUCCGUAGCCGUCCUCCAAGUGGCAUUGGAACACAGUCAACAUUGAACCAUGAGCCGGUCAAGUUGGACUCUUUCCUCACUGGGGAGCAUGAUGUUGUACAGCAGGGCCAGUUUGCUGUUACAAUUCCAAUCCACAAGCUCAAAACCAUUGAAAAGUCUGUGAAUGACUAUUUAAACUCCUAUACGUUGGAUGAUUUGAAUUCUAUGUUUGACACGUUUGCAUAUAUGGCCUUGGUGUGCUUCUCCUGCUUUGCGCAAGAACUUCUCCAGCUGAACAGGGAUGCAUUCUUCAUGGUUGUUCCCAUGAUCUUUGUUUGUUCUUUAAGGUUGGCUUUGAAACCUAAGAAGUCAAACCUCACGGCAACUUACAUCGAUGAGGUGUUGAAAGAACACGGUGUGCCUCUGGGAACCAGGCGGGCCCUUAAUCAUGGAUUGGCGUUCUAUACGCUUGUCAUGUUGGUACCUGUUAUCAAAAUAACAUCUUCACUCAAGCUUCAGGCUGAUUAUGGGUCUAAACUUGACAUUUCCAGUCUACUAUUCUUGGGUGGAGUUUUGAUUAGCUUGUCCAUUAGCUUGGUUCAGAAAGCUCUCUUGAGCUUCACAAUAUGUGAUAUAGCUCUGGUCGGUUGUGUUUCGCCUCAUUUGAGUGCCUAUGAUAUUAGAAGCAGUGAAUAUGAGGAUUAACACCUCUGGAAGACUCUACUGGGCUGUGUUGGAACAUAAUUACAAAAGGAGUUCUUUGAGUGUGAGGCCCUAAGUUCGUUUUACAAUUGCAUAUCUAGCUUCUUAGUCUAUGUAACUCAAGCAAACCGA
Williopsis jadinii is the source of this 1098-nucleotide messenger RNA. RefSeq lists its product as uncharacterized. The coding region runs from base 124 to 969 and encodes 281 amino acids. The transcript has a single exon. NCBI's taxonomy places the organism in Eukaryota, Fungi, Ascomycota, Saccharomycetes, Phaffomycetales, Wickerhamomycetaceae. The record is from RefSeq and is a predicted model, not a curated record.